CGCGUCGCUUCUCCCGCCCGCGAUGCGCUUCCGAGCCAAGAUCUCGGACGUGGGCUGCCUGGCGCACUUCAGCCGCGCGGUGUCGACGGUGGCCAAGCUGGCCAAGGCGUGCGCGCUCCGCCUGACUUGCGACCAGCUGAUCUUCAUCGCGGGCGCCCGAGGGGCCGUGGGGGGCGCCCGCCUGUGGUGCGAGGUCCGCCAGGGGAAGGUCUUCGAUGAGUUCCAGAUGGAGGGAGUAGCCGCAGAGAAAAAUGAAAUUUAUCUAGAGGUGACACCUGAAAACUUAUCCAGAGCCUUAAAAACAGCGCAGAAUGCGAAGGCAGUGAAGAUCAAGUUGACGAACAAGCACUGCCCUUGCCUCACAGUAGCCGUAGAAUUGCCUUCUUUAUCCAGCACUAGCCGUGUCGUGACUCACGACAUUCCUGUGGGUAUUAUCCCAAGAAAGCUGUGGAAUGACUUCAGGGAGCCAAGUGUGCCGGACUUUGAUGUCAGCAUUUAUUUACCAGCGCUGAAGACCAUGAAGAGUGUUGUGGAGAGAAUGAAAAACCUCUGCAAUUCUAUAGUAAUAGAAGCAAAUCUAAAUGGAGAAAUGAACUUGAAAAUAGAAACUGAUCUAGUGUGUGUUACAACCCACUUUAAAGAACUUGGGAAUCCUCCGUGGGUAGGCUCCCAAAACUCUAGUCAAGAGAGAGAUCCCGAGACCAUGGCCGAGGCGCGCAUUGACAUUAAGAGACUUCUCCAACUACUUGCAGGGCAGCAAGUGAAUCCCACGAAAGCACUAUGCAAUAUUGCAAGCCAAAGGAUUGUUCACUUCAUCUUGCUCCACGAAGAUGUUUCCCUUCAAUAUUUCAUUCCAGCCCUUGUAUGAAUUGAAUAGUUGUUCCAGCUCACCUGUUUUCAAUGCUGUAGUGUCACAGAAAGACAGAGAAGAUGGGGUGGGUGACAAGAGUGCUUGUUUAAACCCCUUUUUGUAAUCAGAUUCUGUGCAGAGAACUGUAUAUUUAAUACCUUCUAUUUGGUAAAUAGAAG
Molecule: messenger RNA, 1029 nt
Organism: Lacerta agilis (Sand lizard)
Lineage: Eukaryota; Metazoa; Chordata; Lepidosauria; Squamata; Lacertidae
Gene: HUS1
Product: HUS1 checkpoint clamp component
Exons: 8
Coding region: 23-868 (281 amino acids)
Biological process (GO): mitotic DNA replication checkpoint signaling; double-strand break repair via homologous recombination; meiotic DNA integrity checkpoint signaling
Cellular component (GO): site of double-strand break; checkpoint clamp complex; nucleolus
Source: RefSeq, a predicted model, not a curated record